GGAGGAGGAGGAGGAGGAGGGGGGUUUUAGGAGGAGGUUGUAUGAGGGUUGUGAGUUGAUUCGGAGGUUUUCGAUGGAGGAGAUGGGGAUGUUCUUGUAUAGGAUUUCGGACGCGAGAGUUAUCGGAGUUGGCAAUUUGUUAGCAUCGCAGGGAUGCGUGUCACUCACUGAAGGCGAAAAUGGGACUAGUCUCCAGGGGCAAGUGACAAUUUGUCAUCCACCAGAAGUAGAAAACAUUACUGAAAAACCUACUGAAGAACAGGCCUCAGAUACUCUUCUCAAAGAAGGACAAGUAAUAGAAGAACUGGCUCCAGGUUCUAUUGAUAAUGGAGGUGAAUAUGCACAAACUUCACGAGGCAUUUCAAUACAAAGUGCUGAUGGAUAUGAGAUGACAUCGAGAAGCACAGAGAACUAUCGACAACCAGAAAUUUGGAGCUUCUCUCAAGGAGUUUCAAAAGCUAGACCAGUUGAUUAUGAGGCAGCAUCUGUGUUAUAGGCCAAGAAGUUGUGUAGAAUCUUGGUUUAUAGGGAGAACAACUUUCAUGUGUAGAUAUUUUUUUUCUUUAAUAAUGAUAACGUGUUUUUUUAAUAACGAGAAUAUGUAACAUUUUGUGUUAGUUGUAUGUGACAAGGUCUAUCAAGUUAACUGUGAUGUUCAUUGCUCCUUU
Asparagus officinalis (garden asparagus) is the source of this 668-nucleotide messenger RNA. RefSeq lists its product as uncharacterized. NCBI's taxonomy places the organism in Eukaryota, Viridiplantae, Streptophyta, Magnoliopsida, Asparagales, Asparagaceae. The transcript is spliced from 2 exons. The record is from RefSeq and is a predicted model, not a curated record. Bases 74 to 496 code for a protein of 140 amino acids.